Messenger RNA from Lathyrus sativus (Indian pea), 660 nucleotides. The record is from the annotation of a GenBank genome assembly. Lineage: Eukaryota; Viridiplantae; Streptophyta; Magnoliopsida; Fabales; Fabaceae.
AUGUCACCAACAAAUUGGUCAAUUUUGGUGAUUUUAUGCUGUGCCAUUUCAUUUACCUUGGCUUCUGAUCCUGACACACUUCAAGACCUUUGUGUAGCUCUUCCCUCUUCAGGUGUUAAAGUUAAUGGAUUUGCAUGCAAAGCAGAAGCAAAUAUAACAGCGGCUGAUUUCUUUUUCAAUGGUUUAGCAAAUCCUAAAGCUAUCAACAAUACAGUGGGAUCUUUGGUUACUCCAGCCAAUGUUGACAAAAUUCCAGGGCUCAACACAUUAGGAGUGUCUUUAUCAAGAAUUGACUACAAACCUAAAGGACUUAACCCGCCACACACGCACCCUCGUGCCACCGAGAUUGUUUUCGUGUUAGAAGGUGAAUUAGAUGUUGGUUUUAUCACUACAUCUGACAAACUCAUUUCUAAGUCCAUCAAAAAGGGUGAAGUCUUUGUUUUCCCAAAAGGUUUGGUGCAUUAUCAGAAGAAUAGUGGAGAUAAAGCUGCUUCGGUGAUUUCGGCUUUUAACAGUCAACUUCCUGGUACUUUUUCGAUUGCUUCAGCUCUGUUUGGAUCAACCCCAACUGUUCCUGAUGAUGUUCUUGCUCAGGCCUUCCAGAUUGAUACUAAACAGGUUGAUGAAAUUAAGGCCAAAGUUGCUCCUAAGAAGACUUAA